GUUUAAUAGUCAACAAUUACUAUUUUUCCCGCUUUACGGAAACGUUAACUAUGGCUGAAGGGAAGCAUUUCAUUCCGAUUUAUGUUGUCACUGGUGUUCUCGGGCUGGUUUUUAUAUGUGGACCGUUCAUGGUGCCCAAAAGUGAAAGUCGAGGGAUUACCCGAUGCUGUAUAAUGUUAACUGCAUUCUGCAUGUGGUUAUUCUGGAUUACUAUUUAUGUAUCACAAUUAAACCCUCUCAUGGGGCCCCGUAUGGAGAAUACUACAUUAGCUUGGAUGGCUAGUAAAUGGGGCCUCGAUAUAAAAAAUAAAACAUAACAUACGCUAACAUAAAUAAUAAUACAUACGCCCCCACAACAUAUCCUACGAUAUCGGCGAAGAUCAAAAUAACAUUUGUACGAAAUCAUUUAUCAACGCUGAUUCCCUUUCCAUUUGGAGUCCCCUUGCUCACACUGAUGUACGCCACCCGUAAGGAUGCUCACACGGUAUAAAAAAGCCCUAUCUGUAUAUCCUACAUGUAUGCGUGAAUGUAUGGUUUUUGCAUUACUUUUGGUAAUUUAGUUUUUUAAAUUUAAUUAUUUUAGUUGUGUAAUUGUU
This is a messenger RNA of Hyposmocoma kahamanoa, 596 nucleotides long. RefSeq names its product V-type proton ATPase subunit e-like. Gene Ontology annotation, biological process: proton transmembrane transport. Gene Ontology annotation, cellular component: plasma membrane proton-transporting V-type ATPase complex; proton-transporting V-type ATPase, V0 domain. The record is from RefSeq and is a predicted model, not a curated record. Gene Ontology annotation, molecular function: proton-transporting ATPase activity, rotational mechanism. Lineage: Eukaryota; Metazoa; Arthropoda; Insecta; Lepidoptera; Cosmopterigidae. Bases 51 to 317 code for a protein of 88 amino acids. The transcript is spliced from 5 exons.